Messenger RNA from Cetraspora pellucida, 714 nucleotides. Lineage: Eukaryota; Fungi; Glomeromycota; Glomeromycetes; Diversisporales; Gigasporaceae. The record is from the annotation of a GenBank genome assembly.
AUGUCUUUAGUUGAACCGGGUAAACAUUUCAUUGAUUUAACUGAUAAUUCUCAUUAUUCGAAGCAUACAAGAGUACAAGAUCUAAAAAAUAAAGAUGAUUGUAUUACGAAUAUUGAUCCAAAUUACAGUUAUUGUGAGCAAACAAUUGAAUAUGAUAGAGAAUAUGUAAAUGACAACAGUGAAUGCGAUAGUACCAUUAAUAAAAACGAAAAAAUAGUGCUUAGCCAUAAGAAUAUGAAUAAAGGCAAAGAGAAGAUGACACAAUCUGUAAUGCAUAAUACUAGAAAUCAUCGAGCAAAACAUGCAGGUUUAUCUUGGCACAUAUUAGAAAUAAAUAAAGGCUUUGAAAAAAACAUUGAAAAGCAUGCCGAUUGGUUACAAAUAAUUGAUCCAGAAUUAUCAAAAGAAUUCUUGAAAGAAUUUCGUGAUACAGUUAGCUUCAAUGAACUACAAGAAUUACCAUGUGCCGUAUGUUUAAAACUUAACAAUUAUAAACAUUAUAAGGAAAUUCCUAUAGAAAAUAUUGACUUAAAUCUACUUAAAGCUCCAAAUGAACUUAUUGCUUCAUCUUUCGAAAUUAACUUUUAUUACAAUGAUCCAUAUAUUGACAAUAUCAAUUCAAAUAUUUUACUUGAUCGAGCCGGAUUUAUUUACCCAUUAAAUUAUCAAAAUACAAAUAAUGAUAACCUUACAAAUAAUUCACUUGUUUUAUGA